Messenger RNA from Fraxinus pennsylvanica, 2646 nucleotides. The record is from the annotation of a GenBank genome assembly. Lineage: Eukaryota; Viridiplantae; Streptophyta; Magnoliopsida; Lamiales; Oleaceae.
AUGGAGUUUGAAGAACAAAAGCAUGAGCACCUCAAAGAACAAACCAGACUUCCAGAUUUUGCAGUUCCUAAACGUUAUGAUCUCACUCUAAAACUUGAUCUUUCGGGUUGUAUUUUUUCUGGGUUUGUGCUAAUUGAUGUUGUCAUCAAUCGAGCCACGAGAUUCCUUGUCUUGAAUGCACUUGAACUUGUCAUUCAUCAAGUCUACUUCACCAACAUUCAAUCCCAAAAAUAUGUUCCAUCAGAUAUUGUAGUUGACAACGAAACCGAGAUAGUUGUGCUGGUGUUUGAUGAGGUAUUGAAUGUGGGCAAUGGAGUACUGGAGAUUAGAUUUUCAGGGGUUCUUAAUGAACAAUUGAGGGGCUUCUACAGAUGUACUUACGUGGAUGGAGGAGAAAAGAAGAAUAUGGCAGCGACUCAAUUUGAGGCAGUGGACGCACGAAGGUGCUUUCCAUGCUGGGAUGAACCUGCUCUCAAGGCUACCUUCAAGAUAACAUUAGAAAACAUUCCAUUGGAGUUGACAGCGUUGUCAAAUAUGCCAAUUUCCGAGGAAAAACUUGAUGGGCACCUUAAGACUGUUUAUUUUGAAGAAUCAGUAGUUAUGUCGACUUAUUUGGUGGCUGUUGUAGUUGGUUUGUAUGACUACGUUAAAGACAUAACAGAUGAUGGAAUCAUGAUCCAAGUAUAUACUCCUACUGGUAAAAGUGAAAAGGGGAAGUUUGCUUUAAAUAUAGCAAUGAAGACACUGGACUUUUUCGAGAAGUACUUUUCAAUGCCUUAUCCUCUUCCGAAGCUUGAUAUGGUUUCAGUUCCUGAGUUUUCUGGUGGGGCCAUGGAGAAUUAUGGUUUGAUUACAUAUCGAGAAACUGACCUGCUUCAAGAUGAAUUGCAUUCUGCUGCAGCUAACAUAACAAGGCUUACAAUUGUUGUGGCACAUGAAGUUGCUCACCACUGGUUUGGUAACUUGGUUACAAUGGAAUGGUGGACUCAUCUAUGGCUUAACGAGGGGUUUGCGACUUGGGUAAGUUAUUUAGUUACUGAUAAAUUAUUCCCCGAAUGGAAAAUUUGGAAUCGGUUUCUUCAAGAGAUGACUAGUGGCCUGGGUAUGGAUGCCUUGGAACAAUCUCAUCCAAUCGAGGUGGAAAUACACCAAGCUCGAUCAAUUCUUGAAUUUUUUGAUGAAAUAAGCUAUAGAAAGGGCUCAUCAGUGAUUCGAAUGUUACAGGAUUAUCUGGGUGAUGAAAUAUUCCAAAAGUCUUUAGGUUCGUACAUGAAGAAAUAUGCAUUUGCAAAUGCCAAGACCGAAGACUUGUGGAAUGUUCUCACAGAACAAAAAGGCUAUCCGGUUAUCUCUGUAGAGCUGAAAGAUCGUGUUUUGGAAUUCAAACAGAAUCAAUUUCUAUCUUCUGGUUUAUGUUCUGAUAGUCAAUGGAUUGUCCCAAUUACCCUGUCCCUUGGUUCAUACAAUAAGCAAAGGAAGUUCCUUCUACAAACGAAAAAUGAGCAAUUGGAUAUAGCGGAAUUUUUCCAUUCUUCUGAUGUAAGUUCAAGUGGGCACGAACAGCAUAACCAGGAGGAAUUUGGCAAUAAUGGAUGGAUCAAAAUAAUUGUACAACAGGCUGGUUUUUACAGGGUGAAGGUGAAGUAUGAUAAUAACCUUAUGGCUCGGUUAAAGAAUGCUAUAGAGGGCAACUACUUAUCAGCAGCUGAUGAAUAUGGAAUUUUGGAUGAUACAUUUGCUUUUUGUGAGGCUUGUGAGAUGCCAUUUUCAUCUUUGCUUUACCUGAUGGAGGUGUACAGGAAGGAACUUGAUUACAUCGUGCUAUCAAGACUUAUUGAUGUAUGCUAUAGUGCCGUGAAUAUUAUAAGCGAUGCCAUUCCAGAGUUGGCGUCUGAUUUGAAACAAUUCUGCAUCAAUCUCCUCCUAAUAUCAGCAGAAAAAUUAGGUUGGGAUGCUGCAUCUGAAGAAAGCCAAUUAAAUGCACUGAUGAGGGAAGAGGUUCUGAUGGCGUUGGCUAGUUUUGGCCAUCCUCAAACUCAUGAAGAAGCAACGAAACGGUUUCAUGCAUUUUUAGAUGAUAAAAACACAUCACUUCUUCCGGUUAACACCAGAAAGGCUGCUUAUACAGCUAUAAUAAGGAAUACAAGUGCUGAGAACAGGGAAGGACUGGAUUGGCUCCUAAAGUUAUAUAGAGAAGUUGGAUCAGUGCAGGAAGAAGCAAGGGUCUUACGCUUUAUAGCAUCUUCUCCGGACCCAAUUAUAGUUACAGAAGUUCUGAAUUUGAUGUUAUCUGAUGAGGUUCGUCGUCAAGAUAUAGUUUACAUACUUUCAGGGAUAAGCUGGGAAUGUCGUGCCACAGCAUGGUCGUGGUUUAAAGAAAACUGGGAAAGGAUCCUAAAAACAUGGGCACCUGAAAUGCUUCUGACUCAUUUCGUUAGAGACAUAAUCGCACCAUUUAGCAGCCAUGAGAUGGCAGACGAAGUGAAAGAAUUUUUCGCAACCCACCCAGUUCCAUCAGUCGACAUGAAUCUGAGACGAAGCCUGGAACUAAUUAAUAGCAUUGCUGUGGCACUGCGCUUUGGAAAUUUGGGUAGUGUGGAAGCGCUACAGUGCCUAGUCGUUACCUGGGUAGCUCUUCAACACUGA